This is a messenger RNA of Branchiostoma belcheri (Belcher's lancelet), 601 nucleotides long. RefSeq lists its product as uncharacterized. The transcript has 5 exons. The record is from RefSeq and is a predicted model, not a curated record. Gene Ontology annotation, biological process: reciprocal meiotic recombination; synaptonemal complex assembly. Bases 1 to 594 code for a protein of 197 amino acids. Gene Ontology annotation, cellular component: chromosome. Lineage: Eukaryota; Metazoa; Chordata; Leptocardii; Amphioxiformes; Branchiostomatidae.
AUGGAUGAGCCGACAGGUCACGUAAACUCCAGCCAGCAGUGGCCAGUCAUCGUCAACGCCUCUCUACAGAACAGUGACGUCACUAGACUGUUGCAGCAACAACAGCACAAGACCAGGGUUUCUGACACCACCCUUCGGCACACCUGCAUCUUCCCCCAGUCUGGAGUGGCGUUUAUGAUCAUCCCUCUUAACGAGUCACUCACAGAAUGGCCGCCUGGUGGCGACUCGGUCCUGGACAGUAGUUUAGUGGACAGGUUUAUGGAUAGGAAGCUGUACCUGCUACCAGCACACAACGCCAGUGAGUGCGUGCAGUCAAUGACAACUAUUGCAAAGGCAACCUACAAGCCAUCGUGCGAGAUGAUACGUCAUCGGCUGUGCAAACUGCUGGCCAAUCAGGUUUCAGAUGACAUCGUGCUGCAGAUUAUUUCCAGGCUUGGACUCAGUCAACAUGAGUGCCUUGUGCUUCAACAGGGCCUAGGAACCAUGGGAAGGGUGGCCCUGGCCAGCCGUGAGGAACUGUUAGACUGUAGCCUGGACUCGGAGACAGUCAACAGGGUCAUCAAAUUCUUCGAGAAGGACUGCGUAGUGAUUUGACAGAACA